GCGGUCAGUAGCACACCAACUCCUGACGAGUCCGGAGUAUUCCCGGAUUUUGCGACAAUUGGCGUGCGCGCUUCUUUUGUUUCUUUUGUGAUUGGUGACGGUGCUGUGCCAUGAGGGGUGCCGAGUGGUGCCUGCUCUUGGUGAGUGUGGCGGUUUGCGCGGGGGUGUCUUCGCGCUUGCCGAGGACCAGUGCGGGACAGUUGGCGGCCGCCGCCGCCGCCCAGAACAAAACGGCGGCGCAGUUGAGGGGCAGGACGCUGCACACCACCAUCGGGCCGCCCCCAGGCCGGGGGGCCUCUAGUCGAGUUAGAGAGCAAUAUCUCUUCAACGUGUUCGAAGCCAUAAUUUCCACUCUCGAGUCCAAACUCCAGAGAAUAGAAAACUUGGACAAAGCCGUCGAGCAUUUAAUGCGACGAGUGGAAGGUUUGGACAACCGUGUCAACAACAAUAUUGACAAAACCGAAUCGGUGAUAGCAAAACUGUCCCUUCUUGACUCAAAACUGUUCAGUUUUGACUCGAAAAAGACCGACGGGGGGCCAAAUGACAAUGUGGGGCGUCGACUAGUGGCCCUCGACCAGAAAGUCAGCGAUAUUGACAACAAACUAAACGUUUUGAAGAGUCAACUCGACAAUAACUUGCUUCAAGGCGAAGAUAUCAAUGCUGAAGCAAGCGAGAAGAAACCCGUGAGUAUGAACGUGGUGGAAAUCACCAAAGCGCUAAACACGGAAGUGAUAAACCACGUGACCAAGGAAUUGGGACAGUUGAGGGAAGCCACCGGAAGUGUUGACCGGAAAUUGCAAUUCCAUAUCAAUCUAGUUUCGGAAAAUUUGGGCAAAGUGUUGACAAUGAUGACGGAUAUUCACCACGCCAUCGUCGACGAUAUCACCACGAGUCAUUACAAUAAGACGACAACUCCGGCCCCGGAAACCCGGAAUAACAAAAUCGACGCUUUGGUGCAGCAAAUCCGGCCCAUUAUCUCCGUUUCAGAGAAGAUGGAUGAGGUCUGGGACGUCGUGGUGGGUACCAAAUCGUCAGUUGACGAUUUGGUGCCAAAAUCGGACGAGCUUUUGACACAAACGCAGCGCCAAGAGCGGGCAAUUGGCGAAAUCCACAAUGAUUUAAGAACCAAAACCAAUAAAAUCAUCGCGAAUUUGGAUAAAGUUGAGAAYAGGUUGAAGAAACAGGAGGAUGAUGUUGCGACUUUGGCACAGAGACCUGUUCCUGCUGAGCUUCUCCUUGACCCCACCAUUGAUCGUUUGGUUGAAUAUGACCCAAGUCGGUAUGUUGAUGAGUAUUCAACUGAUACCACCCUCCCGGCCACUUUCACCACUUUGCCACCCCCGACUACCACUUUGAACCAGAGCAGUACCACCCCUGUGAGCCCCUCGACGCAAGCAACCACGGAAAAAAGGGCGGAGAAGAGGAAAAGUGGGUUGAUUUUCCCCAGUGUGAAGAACAAACCCUCGCCGGCAAACACCACUUUUGCCACGGAGCUUUUGGCCAAUGUUAAGGAUGUUAAGGGUUACUCUUGCGUGGACCUCCUCAAUGCUGGCAUGCGUGAUUCCGGCGUUUACUACUUGCAAAUCCGUGGUACCACUUAUUGGUUCUUGAAGGUGUAUUGUGAACAAGAAAUCGCCGAUGGUGGAUGGACGGUGAUUCAACGYCGAGACGACUUCGGCGACCCCAGAGAGAACUUCAACCGGGAUUGGAACGACUACAAGAACGGCUUCGGGGACCCGGCCAAAGAGUUCUGGUUGGGGAACGAAAACAUCUACAUGUUGACCAACAACGAGGACUACAUCCUCCGAGUCGAACUCGAAGACUUCGAAGGGAAUAAAAGAUUUGCCCAAUACUCGCACUUCAAGAUCUUCUCAGAAGGUGAAUAUUACAAGUUGGAGAUUGAUGGUUAUGAGGGCAAUGCGGGAGACUCGCUGAAUGACCCGUGGUAUGGAAGCAAUAACAGCCCGUUUUCGACAUACAACAGAGACAACGAUAGGUCGAGUCUCAACUGCGCCUCCAUGUUGAAGGGCGGUUGGUGGUGGAAGUCGUGUGGCCGAGGCCUUAAUGGCCUCUACCUCAACGAUCCCCAGGAUCUUACAGCGCGACAAGGAAUAGUCUGGUUCAGAUGGAGAGGAUGGGAUUACACGCUGAAGAAGGCCAUGAUGAUGAUCAAGCCGAAAGGACCAGUUACAACAACAUAAAYGAAGAAAGUUAGCCAAUUUAUAAUCAUCGGUCCAUUAAAUUUCAUCGAAUCAUAAAUCAAUAUUUAUUUCGACACAUCUGACACUUUUUACCUAUGUUAAAUUACCUCAUAGUAUAGUUGAAAACGAUUUUUGUCACUAUAUUGCCUAGAACAGUUCUAUCGACCCCGAGUUGUACAUAAWUUUUUUUUGAUAGAACUGCUCCUAAUUGUAGGUUUAAGAUGUACAUUUGCGCUCCCAUUUUAGUUUUGUAAGGAGGUGUUUUGCAUUUAGUUACACUAAUACAWACACAGAGACGCACACACAUUUCCUGCACGAUUUUUGCAAAAACUAACAUUUACUAACGAGGCAAAAGAAUUUUUUUUUCAUUUCCGCUGAUUAUAAAUUGGGUUCUUUUCAGAAAAAGUACGAAAACAUUUUUAAAGGAAAUUUAAGACUGUGUCACUUAUCGGAAUAAUUUUUUUCGUUCGGAGAAAAUUUUCAUCGAUAAGUUUGUAUUAAUGUAAGGUAUUUUGUUAUGAGGCUAAUGGGACAUCAAAUGCAAUGUUCGUAUUAGGCAGGUUAAAAAACAAUUCUUACCGUAGCGUUUAUAUGGUUGUUGUAAAUAUUCUAUUUCCAGAGUUGUAUAAAUUAAAUAUAUUUUAAUAUAAUAAAUUAUGUAUUAAGUAUUAAA
Tribolium madens (black flour beetle) is the source of this 2874-nucleotide messenger RNA. RefSeq names its product angiopoietin-4. NCBI's taxonomy places the organism in Eukaryota, Metazoa, Arthropoda, Insecta, Coleoptera, Tenebrionidae. Bases 111 to 2201 code for a protein of 696 amino acids. The record is from RefSeq and is a predicted model, not a curated record. The transcript is spliced from 7 exons.